AUGAGCGAACAAGCACCGUCUUUCGAUGCUUGGAGACCGCGAUCUCAUGACCCGAGCCGGAUCGUCUCCGUCAAAUACCCCAUUGGAUUUGAUCGCCUGUUCGGAACCUCCAAACCGUCAGCCCGACUGGGUCCGUUGCGAAGAACUGUUCGUACCUUGCAGGUAGUUCGCAGGCGGGCCGCUCCUGAGCUGCCGAUGUUUCACGCACAUUAUCGACCAACCAAGGCUGGCGGACGGGCCAAUACAGCUCUGACCUGCGUUUCCCCAGGAACGGCCUGGGCUCCAACCACGACCACGCUUGUCUCUCUUUGCUCCUACAUUCAGCAAGAAUCGCCAAGCAUACCGCAAAUGAUCGUGCUAGGUGGAUAG
Molecule: messenger RNA, 369 nt
Organism: Ramularia collo-cygni
Lineage: Eukaryota; Fungi; Ascomycota; Dothideomycetes; Mycosphaerellales; Mycosphaerellaceae
Exons: 1
Coding region: 1-369 (122 amino acids)
Source: RefSeq, a predicted model, not a curated record